CUUAGCAGCACUCUAUGAUGUAUUCAAUAUUAUAGGGCAUUAAACACACCUUUUCUUUGUAAGUGAACGAUCCGACAGCGGCGAGCGGUUGACAACCUACUGCUGCACAAGCUGGUACACAAGCUGGUGCUUAUAGCAAAUUUUCAUAGUCAUAUAUAUGAACCUAAACUGCCUCGAGAGGCUUUCGGUGUUCGGUGCCGAGACAAAAACCCACUUCGGUUACUGCGACUCUUCGCCGCUGCGAUCAUGUAUGAUCCUACUUCGGUGGUCGCAAUCUAAAGGGAACAGCUUAUCCCAGCGGCCUCUCGUCUGCAAGUGGAAGCGGUGGGGCGGUUCUCAGGAGAAGCCAUCAUCCCUUAAGGGGCACACCCGCCACGCACGCACACACGCACACGCCGCCGGGGAGACGACGGAAUGGCCCGGACGGCGCCGGUGUGCGCUGCCAUAAGCCCACCAGCAGCAGUCGCAUGCAUCACAACCGCACUGCUUAUACUGGCGUCCGGGUGCGGCUGUGUGGCUGCACGUGCGGCGGCGCCCGGCGGGGCUGUGCCUACCAGCAGCCUGCCGCCCGAGUGCGACCGCUACUCGGACCUGUUGGGGCCUCUGGCUGUCCGGUUGGAGGCGUGGCGGGCGGCUGGGGGAGUGAACGCAAGCGAGGGCAAGAGGCUGCGACAAGAAAUCGAGGGCGGUGGCGAGGGAGCCUUCGUGAGCAUUCGCAACGGGCAGGUGCAUGUCUUGGUGAAGCGAGAGGGGUUCCAGUCCAAGACCUACGGGGCCCUCAUGCUCCUGCACCGCCUGGUGUCGCGGUUCGGCCGCAAACACCUGCCUGACAUGGAGUUUGGCAUCCACCGCGGUGACGUGCCCAAGCCGGGCGCAUGGAUGUGUUUCUGCGGCCGGCGGGGCGAGCUGCCCGGCACCUGGCUCUACCCCGACUUCGGCUACUACGCAUGGCCCGAGAUCAUGAUGCCGCCGUGGGAGGCCAUACGCCAGCGCACACAGGAGGUGGUGGAGCGAUGGCCCUUCGCCGCCCGCAGCAACAAGAUGUUCUGGCGGGGCGGCGCCGGGAAGCACAUCAACACGGACGUGCGGGGGAAAUUGCUGAGGGCGCUGGAAAACCGCACUGACAUUGCAGACGUGCAGGCCAUACCGCCCUUCGACGUGCUCCUGCAGCGCGGCCUCCAGGGCUUCACGCCGUUGUGGGACUUUUGCAAGCACAAGUACAUCCUGUACACGGAAGGCAACUCCUACUCGGGCCGGCUCAAGUACCACGUGCUGUGCGGCAGUGUCAUCAUCAGCCACCCCAGGAAGUACGACACCAUGCUGUCAGCACUCAUGCGGGAGGGCAGGCACAUUGUGACCACGGUGGAUAACGAGUGGAGCGACGUGGCACAGAUCCACAGUCGUCUGGAGACCAACCCGCAACUAGCUGAGUCCAUCGGCCGCUCCACAGCACUCCUGGCAAAUCAGCUGACAGAGGACGGCGUGUCCUGCUACUUGCUGGCGCUGCUGCGGGCCUACGCCCAGGCUAUGACCUACACGCCGCCGCCGCCGCCGGCCGACAGCUCCUACCUGGAGAGCUUCGUGCUGGGCCGCAUGAAGGGCGUGGCCGGCGGGUACAAGACACUAGCGCUGGCUGCUGAGUAGCGCGUGCGUGUGAAGUGGUGGACAAGGGCGCGCAUGCCUAGGCCAGCGUGAGCAAAUGGCGAUAAAGGAUUACCGUAUAAGGGUAAGGCAGAGCUUUGGUUGAUUGUCUGUAGUUUGUGCGAGCCUGGCACGACAUGCUCGGGGGUUCGGGAGGCGGAUAAGAAGGUGGGUUGGGAUGUGGCGGGCCGGUGCAGCCGCUGGAGUCUGCAACACGCGGUGGAGCGCUUGCGUACGGUGUGUUGCGCUCAAGGGCUAGACUGGGGCCAUUCUUGAGCCGUUGGGCGUUACAUGCAAACUUCAUUCAGCACUACUACGACACUACUACGACAAGGAUGCG
This is a messenger RNA of Chlamydomonas reinhardtii, 1981 nucleotides long. RefSeq lists its product as uncharacterized. NCBI's taxonomy places the organism in Eukaryota, Viridiplantae, Chlorophyta, Chlorophyceae, Chlamydomonadales, Chlamydomonadaceae. Bases 415 to 1644 code for a protein of 409 amino acids. The record is from RefSeq and is a predicted model, not a curated record. The transcript has 12 exons.